AGGGGGAGGAGAUAGGUGUCAGCGAACUGGCUAUGUAGCCGGCUUAAUGGCCACACUUUAGGCACAGCGGGACUGUAUCAUGCAUACACUAUGAUUUUUGUGUUGCUAGACGAACGUUUGCUCAAAUUAGUUCUACGACAACGGAUCCAGUGCGACAGGUCCUAAAAUACUAUGCAGCUAAAGACUUCACAGUGAAUGUAUCGAAUAUUAUCGGGCAAGCAAUAGGGUCGGUCGGUCGAUUUGGCAUAACGGUUCAGCUAUCAGUAGGCUAGUACGGCGGCGAAAGACGAGAAGAGAAGUGCCCUCGCAAUAUAAGUCAAAACAACACUCUCGAGCGAGCCAUCGACUUCAACAGCAUUUCGCCGCUCUGAAAUAAUAUUGCUGAAGCAACGAUCCGACCGCAGCACAUCGGGGCGGGAGUCAUAUUCUGAUUCGGACCAAGACAGAGACCACACGUCAGAAGCGGCAUAUUCUGAUUCGGACCAAGACAGAGACCACACGUCAGAAGCGGGAGGAGGACACACAGACACAUCCAUUUGUCUUGCUUGACGCGAGUAAUCUGAUUUCUUGCAGAUAUCCCGAAUACGGAAUAAAACGACAAAACACAAAGAUAAUGUUGAACAAUUCUCGACGUGUAGGCUACCACCAGGACCCAACACACUGAUUUCCCCUUGAUCCGACCGACCGGGCCGCAGAACGGGACGCCGCAAAACCCAAAUACCCAGAAGCCACCCAGGCCUCUGCUGGUUAUGAGCAGAGGGUUGGGAGGGAGGUGUGGGACGUUAACAAACAUUCCACCCACAGCUUUAUCGUAGCCCUCUCUUUCCUCAUGUAUCUAUUUUAUUAACAUUAACUGUAACUACUAGCAAGUCCAUUUUCAUUCCCAAAAUAUCCCCAAAACUAGCCUACUAAAAACAAAUACAGCAUUUGACCACAGACCGCAUUAGCAUAACAUAGCAUAACACUAGCAUAACAUUGCUAUUAGCAUAACAUAACUAGCAUAACAUUACACAAAUUCUGUGCCAGUGUUCUAUUGACAAUACUUACACGCUGCCACACAUUCUAAUUAUAUACCCAUCAAUACCUUCAAACAUCUAGCAGCAAAUGAUAAUUGGAAACUCUGCUACCGUAGCUUUGAGAGUACCCUGCAUAGAUCAGUCAUUCAACCAUUCCCACUUGUCAAGUGGUUUGAGGGCAGUGGUGAGGCACCUGUUGAAACACACACACACACACUCUGGGACCAUGCUGAGCAUCCUGGCUGCCGGCUCCAUCUUCUUCCCGGGCCUGUUUCUACUGUCUAAGAGAUGCCUGAAACACGGCCCAGGCCUGGGCUUGAGCGAGGGAGACGCCACUAUCGUGUCUGCCAGGCUGGUGUCAUCCAUCCAAGCCAUCAUGGCUUCCACAGCUGGCUACAUCAUCGCAUCCUCCUGUGAGGACAUCAUCGAGGAUCAACACUGGCUUACCAGUACCUAUAUCCUGUUUGCGGUGCCCUACUUUGCGUACGACAUCUACGCCAUGUUCCUGUGCUACUGGCACAAGCUGCAGGUCAAAGGGCACGAGGAGGAGGGCGGCAGGCCUAAGCCAAUGGGCUCGGCAGUGGCCAGCUACCUGCGCCGAGAGUUCCUCAUGGUGCUGCACCACGUCGUCAUGGUGACCAUCUGCUUCCCCGUCUCCGUGUUCUGGAGGCAGGGAAAGGGGGAUUACUUCCAGGGUGUCAUGUUCAUGGCUGAACUCAGCACUCCGUCCGUCUGCCUGGGGAAAAUCCUCAUCCAAUACAAGAAGCAGCACACUCUUCUUCAUAAAGUGAAUGGCGCUCUCAUGCUGGUCACUUUCUUCAUCUGUCGAGUUCUGCUCUUCCCCUACCUCUACUACGCCUACAGCAGGUAUGCCUCCAUCCCCCUCUACACAGUGCCCCUGGUGGCUCCCUGGCAGUGCAACGUGGGGGCCUUCUGCCUCAUGGCCCCACAGGUCUACUGGUUCACCCUCAUCUGCAGGGGCGCCUUCCGCCUCUUCACCGGGGCCUCGCGCUCCCGACCCCCGGCCCCCCUCAACAAGCCUGAUGGGGGCUGCUGCCCUGGCCAGGGAGACCGUUUACCUCUUCCAGCCAACGGCUACAGUCCCGUCCCCUACCAGGCAGACAGAGAGACCGACACGCACUGAGAAAGAGAAAGAAAGCGGGAGGGAAAGGAAGAUAGAGCACUGUGGGGAUGGGGCCAGCCAGACCAGGCCAGGGGAGGGAAGACGGAGGUCUGUCAAGGGAAUGUAUUGUACUGUAUUGCAAUGACGCUGUAACCUAGGAGAGAGAAGAGAGGGAGAGAGGAAAAAUUGUUUCUCAUCCACUACCACUCUCCCUCCCUCCAAUGCCCCUUUAGAGUUACAUUGACCUCUGGAAGACGAGAGAGACAGAUUGAAAGAGGAGAGGGUGAAGAAAGAAAGAAAUGAAUAAGGGAGAGAGAUAGAUAGAAGCAUAGACAGGAGAAAGACUUGUGAAAUGGCAAGUAUUUAAAUAUUACAUGGCUGUACACACUGAUUUCAAACGGAAUGGGGAAAAAAUGUAUGGAUUGGAAAGCGAAAGGAUGAUAGGAUGAGAGAACACAUUGAAGAGCAAUAGUGAUAGAGGGAUGCACAGAAGGAUACAGACUGAUUAAGCAAGAGCGAAAGAUCUUAUUUGACUGAGUUAAAGGGAUAGAUAAAAAGUAGUCAUCUCUUGAAAGAGGAAUUCAACUGCUGUUCUAGAUUAGGGACGGAUACAAAAUGAAUAUAUCAUAAUGUAUAGAAAUAUGUAGUCAAUUAUUAUUUGGUGACCAUUUGAUUUUGGUGACUGCAAAAAGGGGAACAAAGACAAUACCAGUAUUUCAACUUGGGAUUCUGGUACUGUAUUAUUUGUCCAUCAAGAUGAUCUACUCUGGAUCGAUUGAGUGGGUCUUGUCUUGGGAAAGGACAGAGGGACAUGCACCAGCACCUCUGGUAUCGCUUAGUUCUGCCUUCUCCCCCCUCUGAAAUUCUCUCUCUCUCCCUUUUCUCCUUUGAGAGAACUAAUGUGGUAGGACAGGAAGGGAGUUUACCCCAAAAUGUGACAAGUUUAUAAUAGUAGAAUAGUACAUUUUAGGUUUUUAUAUUUAUCUCAUUCAAAGCAUUUAUUUAUUUAUUCAUGUUGAUAGUUUUUGAUUUAUUUAUGUAUUGUGAUUUCUUAGUACGGGUAAACAUUUGUAUUCCUCCCACCCUCUUGUACUCACUCCACACUUCAAUCAAAAGAGGAGAGAGAUGGAAUGUUGGAGAGAGAUUAAUGGAGAGAAGGGGGAGCUGUAGACUCAAAUGGGACAAUGAUGCAGCCACGCUGUCCCAGUCACCCACCCAAGUUGAGUAACGAUGGCAGGCAGUCUUCAAUACACCACUGGGUGGGUCUGUGCAGCUUACCAGAUCUUUACAAUGCCUGGAUAGGUGUUUAAUGGCUCAGAAACCCCAUCAACAUGAUAUAACGCUCUUAUAAUGUGCACAGAACCUGUGUAUCAGGAACACUGCUAUCAUCACCAUGGUACUGCAAUGUUUGGGAAGGCUGUUGUGGAAUAUGGUCUCCUGCAGACUAAACAGGGGAACCACGUUUUAGAAUCUAGAUGCAUUCUAGAGGCAUUGUACAGGCGUUCUAGAGUCUGCUGAUGAUAGGGAUUCCUAGAUGAUCUAAAGCAGUAUUAUGAAGGAUUUAGAGAGAGUAAGUUGUUGCAGUGUGUUCAACUGUAUGGGUGGGAUUUGAAAUGGAUUGCACUGGCUGACUGGUGCUAGUAAUGCACUGUACUGGCAACUGAGGUACUCUAGUCUCUUUAUGCACUGAGGGAUUUGUUUGAUAGGACCGAAGAAGAAACACAUUGACAAUGGACUGAGAGAAGGGACUGUUGAGGUUGGGGGGGGCAUGGGUAGUAACAUACAGCCAUACACAGGCUCCAAGUUCUAAUUUUUCGCCACUAUUAUUACUUGUGUUUGUUCUGGUGCCGUUUACUCAUGUUGACACAGUGCGCAAUGGCACCAAUGUAGCUAUCUAUCUAAGGUUGUGUCAUAAAUGCCAUUUGGGACGAAACCUAAGUCAAUAGGGUUGAAAUGUGCUCCUUGAAACUCAACCCCAAGGUGAGCGGACCUUGAACACUUGACCACUGCCAUGGGUUGUGACUUGGGAGCAGGUCGACAGUGGGACUCUACUAGCCUGGUCCCAGAUCUCUACUGGUACAUGGAAGAAAAGUGAACAGAUAAAGGGACUACUGUAUAAUACGCUGGACUAUACUUAUUGCAUCAGGCUGUUUUCUGCGAAUGGCUUUUUGACCAUUGGCCAAUAUUAACCUGGGAACACUAACACUUAACUUAGAGUUACUAUUUACAAUGGUCAGUUAUGGUACUGAUUAAAAUGGCUUAUUGAGGACUUGUUAAUCUCCGCACCCAGAACCAAAUCAGUUACUCGAUUUUAACAUUUUGAAAUGUUUUGUUACGAUAGAUAUAUUUUUAUUUUCAUUCAUGCUUUAUAACUGAUUUAAAGGCACUGAUUAAAGGUACAUUGAUUGGGAAAUUGUAUGAUCAACAUUCUUUUGCAUGCCAAAAAGUACUGCUAAGUGUCGGACAAGGGAUAUAAACUGUAGUGUUGAUCGUACAAAUCAAAUGUCAUUCCUCAAAAAUGAAUGAUAUGUUCACAAAUGUCAGUUGUAACAAAGAUUAGGGUCUCUAUUCAAUCCGCAUUACGGAAGGUCAGCUUUACAGCGUGAUUGAAAUUUAAAGGCAAUGUUCCCACUUUAGCGGAGACUGCAUUCACGGUAAACGCUGCAUAUGACGGCUCAAUCGGAAAUUGCCUAUACAUUUAUAUCGCGUAAUCUGUAAUGCUUCAGUUUAACGGAUUGAAUAGAGCCUUAUGAUUAUAUUUAGGCGUCUUCAACACCAGAGCUGUUUUUUUCUGUUCCUCAUCUGACUGAAAGAGGUCGCUGAAACUGCCACUAAAUAUCAGUUGCACUCGAUUGCAAAGUUUAGUUCCAGAAGAUAUGCUUUGAGUGAGUGGGAUAGUUGUUGGAGUUAAAAGACAAGUUGGUGAUGAGUUAAGCCAAAACUGUAACGGCAUCUCCUUGCAACUGACCCCCUCUAGUCCAUUAUAAAUGAUGCCUUCAUGUUAAACCCUAUGAGCAAAAAAAUAGGUAUUUCAACCAAUUUUCCUUACAAGUGUUACCUCCCAAAAGAAAACAUCAUCCAUUUUACCAGUACCUACAGUUCGGUAUGUGUCCUCUGCCAUAUUGUUUAUUUUAUUAAUUUAUUUUAAUGUGUCUCUGUUAUUUAUUGAAGAGGUUUGAAUGUACAUAUGAAUACAUAUGUAGAUGAUAUAUAUCCUGGACGUAUGGGCUUGUGUUCUGUCUGUUGACUGCUGCCUGACUAACCGUGGGCUCUACUGUGUAAACUCCUGUCUGUGUCUGAAAUGGUACACUGUUCCCUACAUAGUGCACUACUUUUGACCAGGGCCUGGUUAAAGUAGUACACUACAGUAUGUAGGGAACUCUAGGGUGCCAUUUUGUACACAGACCUGUUCUGUUGACUGACAUAUACUCUCCUCUCCUGCUCUGACUACCAACGUGACAUCAUGAUUCUACCAUUCUAGCGCCAAUGCAUUGCUUUUGACAACAUGCACCAGUCUCAUCGUGGUGAAGAACUUUGAGUGAAGUUUUGCUUUACAUGCAACAGAUUGACCAAUAAAAUCCUCCCCAUUGUUUGUGCAUAAAGAAGA
Coregonus clupeaformis (lake whitefish) is the source of this 5746-nucleotide messenger RNA. RefSeq names its product ceramide synthase. The record is from RefSeq and is a predicted model, not a curated record. Gene Ontology annotation, biological process: lipid homeostasis; ceramide biosynthetic process. Gene Ontology annotation, cellular component: endoplasmic reticulum; membrane. Lineage: Eukaryota; Metazoa; Chordata; Actinopteri; Salmoniformes; Salmonidae. Gene Ontology annotation, molecular function: sphingosine N-acyltransferase activity. Bases 1105 to 2160 code for a protein of 351 amino acids. The transcript has 7 exons.